This is a messenger RNA of Schizosaccharomyces cryophilus OY26, 3982 nucleotides long. RefSeq names its product hira protein. NCBI's taxonomy places the organism in Eukaryota, Fungi, Ascomycota, Schizosaccharomycetes, Schizosaccharomycetales, Schizosaccharomycetaceae. The record is from RefSeq and is a predicted model, not a curated record. The transcript is spliced from 5 exons. Gene Ontology annotation, biological process: chromatin remodeling; regulation of DNA-templated transcription; DNA-templated transcription. Bases 193 to 2949 code for a protein of 918 amino acids. Gene Ontology annotation, cellular component: nucleus; HIR complex. Gene Ontology annotation, molecular function: protein binding; nucleosome binding.
GAGGUAUCUUCACUUGAAAUCAUCAGCGAAAAAUCAUUUUCCUUAUUGUAUUCGUUUCUGCACAGCACAGGCUUAAUUUUAAGCGUUUUUUUGUAUUGAUAAAGUUUCAUAUUGUUUUGAGUGUACCUUCCCAGUGUCAUAGCUGAAGAAAAGCAGCCUCCAAUCAUUGUACGUUUCAAGGGCUCAAGAUCAAUGAAAAUUCAUAAAAUCCCAUGGUUAGGACAUUUUGAUGAUCGCGGGCAUAGAUUAUCCAUUUUUUCUGUACACGUACACCCAGAUGGAUCAAGAAUUGCUACUGGUGGAUUAGACGGUACUGUUCGAAUAUGGUCAACCGAAGCAAUUCGUUUAGCAGACGGAAAUGAGGAAUUGAAAGUACACAAACAGCUUUGUUGUAUGAGUACUCAUACUGGUACAGUAACGUCUGUGCGUUUCAGUGCAAACGGGCAAUACCUUGCUUCGGGAAGUGAUGAUCGCGUGGUAAUCAUUUGGCACAAGGAAGACAUAAUUCCUGGUAUUGGUCCUACUUUUGGUUCUAGUGAAACCCAUACCGAAAAUUGGCGCAGCUAUCGUCGUCUUUUAGGACAUGAUAACGACAUCCAAGACAUUUGCUGGAGCUACGACAGUCAAUUGUUCGUUAGUGUUGGUCUUGACAGCUCCAUCAUUGUUUGGAACGGGACGACGUUCGAACGCCUAAAACGAAUUGAAGCUCAUCAAAGCCAUGUGAAAGGAAUAACCUUUGAUCCAGCAGGGAAGUAUUUUGCUACAGAAAGCGAUGAUCGUACAAUCAAGGUCUGGCGUGUUAGCGACUUUGCCCUUGAAAAAACUAUCUCCGAACCUUUCAAUAACUCUCCGUUGUCUACUUAUUUUCGGAGGCCUUCAUGGUCUCCAGAUGGAAAACAUAUUGCUGCCUCAAAUGCUAUGAACGGACCUGUAGCAUGUGUUUCAAUAAUUGAAAGAGGUACUUGGACCAGUGAAAUUAAUUUAAUAGGUCACGAGGGACCAGUUGAGGUGACUUCUUUUAAUCCAAAGUUGUUCAAGGACAGUAAUGACAAGCUCGUUUGCAUUUUGGCUUGCGGGGGUCAAGAUCGUUCCUUAAGUAUCUGGAGUAGCGCAACUUCCAGACCAAUGUUAAAUUGCCAAAACAUAUGUCAAAAAAGCAUUGGAGAUGUUUGUUGGUCUCCAGAUGGAUUAAAUCUAUACCUUUGCUCUUACGAUGGUACUCUUCUUGUUUGCACAUUUGAGGCAGAUGAGUUUGGACAGAUGGUGAGCGAUGAGGAGAUUGCAAAAACCUUGGCAAAGUAUGGUCAUGGUAGGCAUGGUAUUGUUUUACCUGAGUCUUCGAAACAGUUAUCUCUAGAAGAAUCAGCUGAAAACGCAAAGUCUUUAUCAAAUAAAAAUAAAUUAGAAUCUAAUCCAUUACUCUCGGAGAUGCCGUCGACCCCUUUGAGAGGAAGUGAAGUUACUAAACCGGCUUCACCAUCAAUCAAUGUUGAAACAUUACCCAAAGUUUCGAAUCAAUCUCCUAAGAAGACUCCAGUUAACGAUACAGCUGCUGUUGAGACUCCGGGAAAAAAUACACAAAAGGUUACAAUUACAAAGGAUGGAAGAAAACGUGUUGCUCCUCAACUUUUAACGACGCUACAAGCAGCUCCUAGUACAUCACGAUUGCCAUCAACUCAAUUACAGCAAAGCAGCGCUCCUCAGUUACCUCCUCAACAAUUUUCGCAACCAGUUAACUCAAUACCAAAAGGUGGUGUUCCAAUUUUAGUCGUUGGUUCUAAGCAAAAACCAUCGGAAGAUCCUAAUACUGGUGAAUUUAUUGGUGUAGAAGAAAGUAAUUUACCCAAUAUUGACACAUUCCAAAACUUCCUUCCGAAUGCUAUAGAAAGAAGCACCGUCAUCCCUACAGGAGAGCUUAAAGUUCCUUCUUUAAAAUCCGCCGUUAUCACAUCAAUAGAUAACCUUAGUCGAUAUACUUUGGAAGUUAAGAAUGGGAGCAGUGAAAAGAAUCCUACCCGUAUUGUGGUUCUAGAGAAUGGUACUACAAGAUGGAUGGAUUAUUUACCACGCCCAGUUUUAUUGUCUACUGGUAGCAUACAUUUUUGGGCAGUUGCCUGUGAUGAUGCGUCAUUGCAUAUUUAUUCCCUUACAGGAUCAAGACUACUUCCUCCAGUGAUGAUUGAGUCAAAACCGGUGUUCCUAGAAUGCAACAACAAUUUUCUAUUUUGCAUCUGUUCAAACGGAAUGACGCAUGCUUGGGAUAUUCCUAAUAAAAAAUCUUUAUUUAGCUCUUGUUCCUUGGCUCCUAUUUUAGAUUCUGCUACUCAACUACAGAGUGAAGAGCCUUAUAUAGUGCCGCAUGUUACUACAGCUAACAUAAGUCGUGAAGGCAUCCCAAGCGUUAGCUUAUCAACUGGACAAACAUAUGUGUACUCUAGUUUCAUGCUUUCUUGGCAAAGAGUCAGUGAUCCUUGGUGGGCAUUCGGCAGUAAGCAUUGGGAUUCCAAUGGAAUAGAGAAUAGAGACCGACCUUUACGUUUUUAUGAGCAACAAACAAAUGAAGCACUAAUGGAAAUUGGAAGAGGAAAAUUUUUACACAAAAUGGUAGAGGAUUUUACAAAUGAAGAGGGCUAUGAAGAUUUUGAAAGAAUUAUGACCAUAAAUCAUUUGGAGAACAGGAUUGCAGCUGCGCGCCUGUUACAUUUGAAUGAUGAGUUUUUGGAGACAAGUGAAAGCUACUGUAAAUUAUUAAUGCAAAGUGGAUGCUGGCAAAAGUUGGAAGAAUUCUUAGAUGAAGUUUAUGCAGAUACGGAAUCUACAGAUCUACUUUCUGGAAAAGAACUUGUUGCAAGGAUUCUAAUAGCUCUUCGGCAACUCGUACAAACUGAUGCGGAAUUUGAACGUGUAAAUAAGACCAUACAAAAAUAUCCUACUUAUUCAUUACUUUAAAGGCUCAUGAACUUUCUUUGCAAAUUCGAAUUUUUUUAUUGGUGCAAACAACUCCACAUAGAAAAACAAUUAAUUUUUAAGUCUAAGAGAUUUUUCAAUCAACAUGGCUUGUAAAAAUGUACACAUUCCUCAGGUCGUGCAUUUAAUCUAAAAUGGUUUUCCACUGUAAGGGAUUAGUAAAUAAAAUCAAGGAUAAAUCUGGCAAGCUUACCAAAUUAUCACCUAAAUGGUGGACAUUCUCAAUUCCAAUUCCCUUAUUUGUCUCAAUCCUAGAUAAUAUUGUUAAUAAACGCAAUGAAAACGAAAGUUAUCGUGAAAAUAGUAUGCAUACAUUUCUUUAGAAGUCAUCUUUGUGAGACCAAUGGCGGCCGGAGCUCCUUUUCCUUCAGCCAUAAUAAUCACAUAUUCAUCUUUGCCAAUAUCUUCUGGUAAGUUUCCACCUGCAGAAGUAAGACCCGGAAUCAUAACAUUGGCGCCAGACAAAACGAAUUUGAUAGCACCACGGUCAACGCGAACUUGAGGGAAAGCAUCGGGACCUGCACAAGCAUUUAUUAGAAGGAUAUUCAUGCUUUUGAAUAAUAAGCAAAGUAAAUAACAUACACUUGUGAAUAAGGCGAAGAGAGGGAACUACUGGUCCAUCAAAGUGUUGAAAGAGAAUUACUUCUCCAUUCAAAGCAUACAGGAAGAUACGAUCCUCACUAAUAACGAACUGUUAGCUAGUAACUCAAGGAGGAAUUCGACUCCAAGACAAACCAUUUAAUUUGCGUCAACUGAGAUUUUUUUGGGAUCAAUUCGUCAAUGACUAGCUCGAGCUUAGGGAAAGUUUCAACAAGUUUUGACUUGAUGCCACGUUGGAUAGAGGAUUUAAUAGGUGUUGUUCCUUUAAAGUCUUCCUUUGAGUUAAAUCUAUUGGUAGUGUUAGAGACAUAAUCGAAAAUAGCAAAGAACCCACAAAGAAACCAACCUUUUGAACAUUAUUAUUUUAGUAUUUAUUUUUUUAGCACAAACAAUUAAUAAACUGCUAAUAAGCCUG